AUGAAUUUUAGUAGAAUUUUAAAUAAUGUAUCAAAUCAUUAUAAAGAAGGGAAGGCUUUAUUUCUGUUUAAAAAAAGUGGAUUUUGCUCCUUAGAAAAUAAGUUCGUUAUAAGGAAGGGUAAAAUUAUGAAGGAGGAGGAUGGUAUUAUUAAUAAUGCUGGCACAUAUAAAAGUUACAAAGGACACAAUUUAAAAAUAGUAUAUGAAAAUAAUUUUUUCCUAGUUUUAAAUAAACCAUAUGAUAUUAAAUUGGAAAAGGGGAAGUAUGAUAGCAUGUACCCAUCUGUAGAAACUUUACUUCGACAAAAAAGGAAAAAUUUGGGUGUUAUGAGAAUAUGUGGUCAGCUGGACUAUGCCACGAGCGGUCUUUUAAUUAUAGCGAAGGAUAGACUAAGUUCCAAUGUUUUAAAUUACAAUAUAGAAUGCAAGAAUAUAAGCAAAAUAUAUCUAGCUAUAUUGUAUGACCAUUUGCCGCUAGACGUUUUGCAUGUAAACACACCAAUAAGUAAAAUUAAAAAUGAGUUUAAAAUGAAGUUAUGUUAUAAUUAUAAUGAUUAUUAUGAUAAUGGAAAAUAUUGUUAUAGUCUAAUUUAUCCGUACAAACAUUGUUAUUUAAAUAAUGCGAAAGUUACUCUAUGUGAACUAAGAACAAUAACAGGUAGGAGGCAUCAACUCAGAUUACAUGCCUUAUGCCUAGGUAGUGGCAUUGUUGGGGAUGAAACUUAUUUUGAAGAUAUGAUAACUAAUAAAUAUAAAAUUAAUUAUAGUAAUUAUUCAACGUGUAGUAGUAAUGUGGAAAUAAACAAUAAUUAUGAGGAUUGUAAUAAAAAAUAUGAUAAUGAGGUUACUGAAAAAAGAGAUGUAAAAAAAAUUGAAAUUGAAAGGAUGAUGUUGCAUUGUUGGAUUAUACUAAAAAAUGAUAAUGAGAUUAAAAAAUUAGAAAAAAGUGAAAAUAUUAACAUUUUGGAAAAUAAAAUAUUUGAUAAGGAUUACAUAAUUUGUGAUGAUGAAUUAAGUAAAUUUGUUAAUGAAGAGAAAAGAACUUUUGAGCAAUGUGUUUUAAAAAACAACGAUUUAAUUAAUACUAAUUUUAUUAAUUACAAUGUCAAAAAUAUAAACAAAAACAUAAGAAAAAUAAAUAAAAAAUUAAACAAAAUAAAAUACGACAAAUUGUUACACAAUUCUUUAACAUUACAAAAUACUGAAGGAGCAAAAAAUGCAAAGUGUGUUAAACUGCAAAAUGUGAAUAAUAAUAUUGAGAAGAGACAAGUUCACGUAAAAAAUGAAAUUGAUGAUAUACCUAGAAAUAGCAUACAAAAUGAAACUGAGAGAAUGGAUAUAAAUAGUAUAGAUUUGAACUCGAAAAAAAUAGAAACUAUUAACGUAUCAGACCGCUUUAUAAACGAUCAUUUAAUAAAUAAAAAUUCAAUUUACUUGGUAAAAAAUGAGAAAUAUAAAGAUCCUAAUGAUUUAUUCGAUGAUAUUCAUGACAGUGUUAAUAAAUUUAAUUGGGGAUAA
Messenger RNA from Plasmodium malariae, 1518 nucleotides. Its product is annotated as ribosomal large subunit pseudouridylate synthase, putative. Gene Ontology annotation, molecular function: RNA binding; pseudouridine synthase activity. NCBI's taxonomy places the organism in Eukaryota, Apicomplexa, Aconoidasida, Haemosporida, Plasmodiidae. The transcript is spliced from 2 exons. Gene Ontology annotation, biological process: pseudouridine synthesis. Bases 1 to 1518 code for a protein of 505 amino acids. The record is from RefSeq and is a predicted model, not a curated record.